GUUGCUGAUGGUGUUAAUGCAAUCCUGGUUGGGAAGAUAGGAGGCUUUGAAAACCCACUUGCUCUGGUUGGAGGUAACUGUUCUAUUCAGGGAUUUGAUGUGGAUGGCAAUGAUGAGUUCUGGACGGUAACUGGUGAUAAUGUAUGUUCUUUGGCUCUAUGUGAUUUUAAUUCAGAUGGUCAAGAUGAGCUGCUUGUUGGAUCUGAAGACUUUGAUAUCAGAGUGUUCAAAGAGGAUGAAAUUAUUGCAGAAAUGACAGAAACAGAGGCUGUUACAUCAUUGUGUCCAGUAAGAGAAACCAAGUUCGGCUAUGCACUUGCUAAUGGAACAGUAGGAGUGUAUGACAAAACAGCCCGGUACUGGAGAAUAAAGUCCAAGAACCAUGCCAUCAGUAUAAGCAGUUUUGAUUUAGAUUCUGAUGGAGUACCUGAGCUCAUAACAGGAUGGUCCAAUGGAAAGGUUGAUGCUAGAAGUGAUAGAACAGGAGAAGUUAUCUUCAAGGACAACUUUUCAGCAGCCAUCGCUGGGAUUGUAGAGGGAGACUAUCGAAUGGAUGGCAAGGUAGAACUGAUAUGCUGCUCUGUCGAAGGAGAAGUUCGAGGGUAUCUUCCUGCAACCCAAGAAAUGAAGGGCAAUCUAAUGGACUGUAACAUAGAACAAGAUGCCUUGAGAGAUCUUGCACUGAGGAAACAAAAUCUGCUGCUGGAAUUGAAGAACUAUGAAGAAAAUUCAAAGGUUGGUAAAGGAGUAUCAGACGUUGACCAAUCACAGAUGGGUAUUAUCCCAGCAAACACACAACUCCAGACGUCCCUUCUAGUGAAUCCAGGCAGUGAGCAAGUCCAACCACAUGUAGAGCUGUCAAUCUCAACCACCAAUGACACCAUCAUCCGAUCAGUGAUGAUAUUUGCUGAAGGAGUGUUUGAAGGUGAAAGCCAUGUUGUUCAUCCAUUACCUCAGAAUACCAAGUCCACAAUGAGCGUCCCUAUCUACCCACCUAAAGAUGUAUCAGUUGACCUACACAUCAAGGCAUUUGUUGGCAACAAAACAAGCUCUCAGUUUCAUGUCUUUGAGCUAACUCGACAACUUCCAAGGUUUACUUUAUACAUCCCAUGUCCAGAAGGUUAUGCUGAGCCUCAGUCUACUGUCUCCUUUCAUAUUAAUGAGAGAGUCAACAGGACUAUAAUGUGGCUGAAUCAGAAUUUCCUUCUGACUGAAGAAAUCCAGCCAAAGAAUGGUUCUCUUGACGUGAUGUUCCUGUCCUUGAGGACUGGCAACCCUUUGGUAAUACGCAUGGAUCAAAAUGGAGAUAUGGUAAUUAAGACAGAUGAUAUGGACCUUGCUGGAGACAUUAUACAAGCAAUGGCUGAUUUCUUAGGGAUUGAGGAUCUGCAUGCAACUGCUGACUUCCCCGCACACAUGGAGGAACUUAGAGCUGUUCUUGUCAAGGUGGAUGAGUUACACUCCGUGAGGCAGAAACUAACCGCUGAGAUGGCGGACCACUCUAAUCUUAUUCGUAGUUUGGUUGUACGAGCAGAGGAUGCAAGGCUUAUGGCUGAUAUGAAGAACAUGCGUAAAGGCUACAUGGAAUUGUACGACUUAAACAGAGAUUUAAUAAACGGCUACAAGAUAAGAUGUAACAAUCAUACCGAACUGCUGGCCUGUUUGAAAACUGUCAAUCAAGCCAUACAGAAGGCGGGAAGACUUAGAGUCGGUAAACCCAAAGCUGAGGUGAUCUCUGCCUGCAGACAAGCCAUCAAAACCAACAAUGUUAAUGGACUGUUUAAAAUCAUCAAGGCAGGGGUGCUGUAGAAAAACAGAUGAACUAGUUGUAUUAACUUAAUUUAUUAUUUAACUUAUCAAAUAUACUACGUUAACCGAAGAAAAAAAUACACUAGUUACAAUCUCUAAAAUAAUUUUAAUUUGCUUGGAAAAAAUCCAUUCAAUAUUAAGGAACAAUUGUCCAACCAUUGAAACUUAUUUCCUUCUAUUUGAGCUCUACUGCAAAGAAUCCAUUUAACUGUGCGGUUGAAAUGCAGUUCCUUCAGAUGUGAGGGAGAAAGCCUGUUAAAAAAGCCAUGGAUUUGAGUUUUCAUUGCCUUAUGCAGUAAACCCUUCAAGUAAAAGUAAAUAUUAGAAAUAUUCUUAGCAUGUAGAUAUUUUCCGAUACUGAUUUAACCAGAUAUUAAUAUAUAUUAUCGUAUUUUAUAUUUGUUCAUACUUGUGUAGAGUGAAGGCAUUUAACCGGCCGUGAAUUAAAAAUUAUUAGUCAACGUGUAAUAGUCAAAUAGACACAAAAGAAAACAAUGGAAUUAAGAUCUGUGUUAGUCUAAUAUCUAAUUCACGGUUUUAAUGACCACUCUAUUUGUCACACACACACAAAAACUGUAAAUAGAUUUACAUUGAGUGAUGGUGUGUUAUAAAGCGUACGUAAUAGAACAUCAACAGUUA
Messenger RNA from Actinia tenebrosa (Australian red waratah sea anemone), 2448 nucleotides. RefSeq names its product BBSome complex member BBS2. Gene Ontology annotation, molecular function: protein binding. NCBI's taxonomy places the organism in Eukaryota, Metazoa, Cnidaria, Anthozoa, Actiniaria, Actiniidae. Gene Ontology annotation, biological process: non-motile cilium assembly. Gene Ontology annotation, cellular component: membrane; motile cilium; BBSome. The record is from RefSeq and is a predicted model, not a curated record.